Molecule: messenger RNA, 432 nt
Organism: Lycium barbarum (goji berry)
Lineage: Eukaryota; Viridiplantae; Streptophyta; Magnoliopsida; Solanales; Solanaceae
Exons: 1
Coding region: 1-432 (143 amino acids)
Source: RefSeq, a predicted model, not a curated record
AUGGUUACUCAGGAGAAAAACCAGAUACUUACCAGCAUGCCAACUCUAGAAGUUGUUAAGAAUGCAGUUUUUGAUCUAUCAAGAGAUAGCUCAGGUGGUCCAGAUGGUAUGGUAGGAGCAUUUUAUCCAGUAUGCUGGGAAAUUGUGGGGGCUAAUGUGUAUAAUGUAGUGAAAGUCUUCUUUGAAGGACAGACUUUGCCAAAGUCCAUAACUCAUACAAAUCUGGUUCUGAUCCCAAAGAAGAAUAAUGUUGAGACCUUUGCAGAUAUGAGGCCCAUAAGUCUCAGUAAUUUUAUUAACAAAGUGAUUUCUAGAGUGGUGCAAAAUAAACUUGAAAAUGUUUUUCCUUCUUUGAUAUCUGCUAAUCAGUCUGGUUUUGUAAAGGGAAGAUGUAUCAUUGAGAAUGUACUCUUAACUCAAGAGGUGGUUUAA